UCUAAAACAGAUUAAAUUAUUACUACUAACCAGCUCCCAUGGCGAUGCCAUCUCCGCCAUUCACACCCCCCCUUCCUCAUCUCGUCUCCUUCACCCUCCCUGUUCCUUGUCGCCUUGCUGCUGUAGCUUCCAUGUUUACAAACAGCAGCAGCAGCAACACCAGCUGACGCACGCAGCAUACAGUCACCUCCCCACCCCUUAGAUCCCCCGUCCUACUUCCCCUCCUCCGAUGGGAAGCGCCGACGACACCAAGCCGUUCAUCCUCUCCGAUCCACUUCUCCCCUCCGCCCCAUCCUCCGCCGUCGCCGCCGCCGUCGCAGCUUCAGAAGACGACCAGUACCCACCGAUUAUCUACAACCACGGUCACCGUCCUCUUCGUGACCUCACCUUCCUCAUCCUAUUCCUCGUCCUCAGUCUCGCCACCUUUGCACUCGGCAUCGUCGCAUCCUUCCGCCAAAACCCUAAUCGAUCCCACGCUUCUUCUUUUAUCUAUGACUCAGCCUCCUCCUCCUGUAUCCCUCCCUCUUCCAGCUCUUUCUCGGUCUUCAAUUCACUGUCCCUCCCCUCUUCAUCUUCCUCCACUUUUCUACGAGAUCUAAUUUGGACUCUGGUCAUCACUCUGCUGCUCGCAUUGCCGAUUGUCCUCGCUCUUCUGUCCCUUCUUCGGUAUUUUGCCAAACAGGUUGUGUACUUCUCCAUUCCUUUCUUCAUCAUCAUCCCGAUUUUCCUCAAUGUGUACUGGUUCGUGGCCUGCCAAUUCGGCGCCACUUGUCGCGAAUCCUUUCCCCUUGCAUACCGCAUCCUUGUCCUCGUCUUCGUUUUCUUCCUCAUCGCGAUCGUUGUUUGGAUCAUCGUCUCCAAUUGGCACCGCAUUAAACUUACGGUCCACAUUCUCCGGAUCGCUUCAGUGGCGCUUGUUAGCAACAUGCUACUGCUCGCGGUGUUCCCGUUUCUGAUAAUGGGUUUGCUGGUGUACUUCGCACCGAUUGUUGUGUUCUUGGUGCUUGUGACUUUUAAUGGGAAGAUUGUACCAACGAAGGGGGAGGAUGGUUUGUAUUUCUGCAAGUGGAAGCAGGAUCGGUGGGUGCCUGCUUAUUUUGCACUAGCGAUAAUUACAAUGAUAUGGAGCUUCGCAACUAUGAUAGAGGCGAAGGUUUACGUGACAAGCGGAACAAUUGCUCAGUGGUACUUCUCGAUAGAGGGGGUUAAGCCGCGUAGCAGCAUAAGAAGUUCUCUGAGAAAUGCUUUUGGCCCCUCCUUUGGCACAGUGUGUUUUUCAGGAAUGGUAUUAGGCGCGGUUCGGUUUGUACGGGCUGUUGUAGAUAGUGCAGGAAGGGAAGAUCUUUCUGGAGGGUUUAUAAAAAUCCUGCUCCGGUGUUGUGCCAAUUUUUUGUUCGCUGCAUUUGACUUUGUCAACAAGUUCACUAUAAAUUUUGCUGCAAUAACGGGUGAAAGCUACUGUUCCGCUGCAAAGAUGGCAUAUGAGCUUCUGAGGCGAAAUCUUUUGUCUGCUGCGUUUGUUGAGACUGUCUCAACUCGAAUUCUUAUUGGAUUAAUCUUCGUCAUAUCUACACUCUAUGCGAUUGCGGCUUGUGCAAUCUUAAAGGCCACCGACGACCUCGGCACGGAGACAUACUUCGUCGCAGCUCUCGCAUGGCUUCUUCUCAUGAUUGUGUUGGGUUACUUCGUUCAUGUGCUCGAAAAUGUUAUCGACACCGUAUACAUUUGCUACGCCAUCGACAGGGAUAAAUCAGAAGUUUCCAGACAGCAAAUUCAUGAGGUUUUUGUUUUGCUUCCUCUUAGCAGAAAUCACAGGCCAUCGUUACACUCCAGAACUCCCUUCUUAGCCUGAUUACAUUAUGUUUAUUUAUGUGUUUUUUGUAUUAGUGUUUGAGAUUAAACAGGUUUGUUAAGGUUAUUGUAAUCAUAAUUUAAGUUUUUAACCGCUGUAUAAUAUGGUUGGUUUGUUCCUUCUGCAUGUUGGGUAGAGGAUUUGUAAAAUGUAAUUUUGAUGCUUUUUUUUUUUUAUUUUUCUGAUGAUGAAUUAUGUCCA
Messenger RNA from Phalaenopsis equestris, 2053 nucleotides. Its product is annotated as choline transporter-like protein 2. Lineage: Eukaryota; Viridiplantae; Streptophyta; Magnoliopsida; Asparagales; Orchidaceae. Gene Ontology annotation, cellular component: membrane. Gene Ontology annotation, biological process: transmembrane transport. The transcript has 3 exons. Gene Ontology annotation, molecular function: transmembrane transporter activity. The coding region runs from base 230 to 1852 and encodes 540 amino acids. The record is from RefSeq and is a predicted model, not a curated record.